This is a messenger RNA of Osmia lignaria (orchard mason bee), 1171 nucleotides long. RefSeq lists its product as uncharacterized. Lineage: Eukaryota; Metazoa; Arthropoda; Insecta; Hymenoptera; Megachilidae. The record is from RefSeq and is a predicted model, not a curated record. Gene Ontology annotation, molecular function: RNA binding.
GAGAGUCCAUAACUAAGUGCGCAGGUUGAAAGAUGGUAGGGGAACGCAGCGAUGGUGGGGGAAAGCGAUCCGCCAAUCGCUUUCCACUUCCGCUGGAAGUAUCGCCAAUCAGAGCGACAAUGCGCAGAAAAGAACGAAAACUGGUCUUUUCGCAGUUAUGGACUCUCGUGACAUCAAGUAUAAAUAUAACCUAAACUGGUAUAACCGUGGAUAUUAACGUGUCUGUUUGAAAGUUGAAACAAGAAAUUGAAAAAUGAAAUUUUUAAAGAAACGACGAGAAGAAAAAGAAAGAGCUUUGUACGUUCGUUUACCGCAUGUAAUUCGCGAGGAAGAAGAUGUUGCAAAAUUAUUUACCGGUGACUUUAAAGUUAACCUUCCUCGACAAUCUACCAGAUAUUGCUACGUAAUAUUUCCUGACACUGAAAGUAAAAUGAAAAAUUUAAAAAUGGCACGAAACACUCAAAUAAAUGGAAAACCGAUUGUGGUUGCUCCUGCAAUUACUAAAUUUGAGAAAAACAGAAAGUUGAAAAGGAAAAAAAUCGUUAUACCUAAAGUAAAAGAUGAAACAAGAGUAACGAGAACCCUUUUUGUUUCAAACAUUGCACUUGAAACAAAAUCCCAGGAACUAAAAGCAGCUAUUCAAGGAUGUGAGUCUGUGAAGAUGUUGAAACCACAUUCAGAAAAGUGCAGGUCUGCAAUGGUUAAAAUGGAAGAUGUUUGGAAAGCAGCAGACUAUAUAUUGAAACGGAUAGAUCGACCAAUUGUGAGAGGACGUAGAUUAAGAUUUAAUCCUGAUACUAGAACUAGACAUAGACCAAAAAAGACAGGACCACUUAAAAUAUAUGAUGGUGAAACAGAAAUAAAACCAAAACCUGAGCAAAAAAAGAGUUUAAUAAGAGAAAGAAAACGAAGAAGUAGCCAAGUUCUAGGUCAUAUUGUACUUGAAAACAAAACACGAAGUUAAUUGUUUUAUUAAAAUAAGUUUUCCGCAUAUAUAUAUAUAUGGUAUAUGUAUAUAUAUAUUAAAUUUUAUUAAUUGCAUAAUAUCUAAUGUAUUCAAUAAAAACCUUGCACGAGGACGUGCGAAGCGCGUUGCUGUUUUAUUUAGUUAGUUAGUUCUGUUCAGAUAUGUUUGCCAUGCAGUUUUAUAGAACCCAUACAUAAAUAAAAA